This is a messenger RNA of Balaenoptera ricei (Rice's whale), 1776 nucleotides long. RefSeq names its product keratin 9 (gene KRT9). The record is from RefSeq and is a predicted model, not a curated record. Gene Ontology annotation, cellular component: keratin filament. Gene Ontology annotation, molecular function: structural molecule activity. NCBI's taxonomy places the organism in Eukaryota, Metazoa, Chordata, Mammalia, Artiodactyla, Balaenopteridae.
AUGGGGAGUAGUGGGCACUCAUCGAGAGGCCCCUCCAGACCUCCUUUGGAGUCUGUCUGGGGGAGACGGGGGCAGACAGCGGGCACACCCAGGCGUGCCACCAUCACGGAGGGUAUCAGUAGGCAGCCUCGGGAACUGCUCUGCAUCGUGGCUCCAGAGCUGGCGGCACUCCUGCAGCUGCUUUCAGCCACAAGCUGCGGGCAGUGUCGUGAGUUGCAGACAGCUCUCAUCGUCCUGCUGCAGCCGGGUCGGGGAGGCACGAGGUCCUCCUUUAGCCGCUUCAGCUCCUCUGGGGCUGGUGGAGGAGGGGGCCGAUUCAGCUCUACCAGUAGCUAUGGUGUGGGGAGCUCUGGGGCCUGUGGGAGGGGAGGUGGCGGCCGUUCUGGCUCCGGUUAUGGCAGAGGAUCUGGGCGUGGUUUUAGUGUUGGGAGUUUUGGUGGAGGUUCCAGGGGCUGCGGGGGAGGCUUUGGCGGUGGUGCUGAAGGCGGAGAUGGGGAUGAACUUAAUAGCCGGCUGGCCUCCUACUUGGAUAAGGUGCAGACACUAGAGGAGGCCAAUGCCGACCUUUAGAGUAAGAUCUGGGAGUGGUACAAAAGGCAGGGGCCCAGGACCGUCCAAAAGGAUUACUCUUGUUAUCAUGACCCCAUCCGGGAUCUCAAGAACCACAUUGUGUACAUCACAGUGGACAACAAGAAGAUUCUCCUGGACAUCGACAACAGUCGCAUGACCCUGAAUGACUUCAGGAUGAAGUUUGAGAUGGAGCAGAGCCUGCGGCAAGUGGUGGAGGCUGACAUAAAUGGCCUGCGGAAGGUGCUGGAUGAUCUGACCAUGCAGAAGUCUGACCUGGAGAUGCAGUAUGAGUCUCUGUGGGAGGAGCUGGUGGCCCUCAAGAAGAAUCAUGAGGAUGCGAUGCACCAGCUGUGUGGGCAGGGCACCGGGGAUGUCAGUGUGGAGAUGAACGCUACUCCUGGCAGAGAUCUCGCCAAGAUCCUCAGUGACAUGCAGGAGUAUGAGCAGCUCAGUGCUAAGACCUGAAGGGACAUUGAGCAGCAAUACGAGACUCAGAUGAGCCAGACUGAGCAGGGGGUGACACGUUGUGGCCAGGAGGUGACAAGUUGUGGCCAGGAGGUGACAGAGUCCAACAAAAAUGAGGUGACCAAGCUUCGACACAGUGUCCAGGAGUUGGAGUUUGAGCUGCAGUCUCAGCUCGGCAAGAAAUUGGCCCUGGAGAAAUCCUUGGGAGACACAAAGAACCGCUACUGUGGCCAGCUGCAGCAGAUCCAGGAGCAGAAGCUGGAGGCCCAGCUUGCUGAGAUCUGGGCAGAGACUGAGUGUCAGAAUCAGGAAUACAUCAGUACCAAGAUGUGGCUGGAGCACGAAACCAAGUUCUACCGCAGCCUCCUUGAGGGUGGCCAGGAGGACUUUGAAUCUCAUGGAGCUGGACAAAUUGGCUUUGGAGGUGGCAAAAGAAGUGGAUCUCAAGGUGGAGGUGGAGGCAGUUACGGAAAGAGCCAGGGUGGAAAAGGAGGCAGCUGUGGAGGAGGAAGUGGAUCCAGGGGUGGAAGUGGAGGCAGCUGUGGUGGAGGAAGUAGCUCUGGAGGAGGACGUGGAAGGACAUCCCAGCCCCCGUCCUAUUCCUCAGUACUGGUGGCUGUGAUACACAAGAUAUGGGAGAGCAUCUGCCAGCUGCUGCAGGAGAUCUUCAGGAAUUGGAUGGGGGCCACUAGGACCCGAGGGUCCUUCCAUCUCAGGAUUCUCCAGCUCUUUGAGCUCUAG